AUGCCUCCCACUAAUAUAGCAACAGAGUUUGUAAACAGCAACAAACUGACGGCCAAAGAAUUCAUACCCUUCCUCAAGAAGCAAGACGCGACUUUCUGGAACUUAGUAUCUUCGGAAUCGACGAUUUUGGAAGCCAUGACAUCACAUGAGGUAUUAAAGGAUAUGCCUCCUCUGGAAGGACAGCAGCUUCAAGCUUUAUUUGCAGGACUGCGUUUCUCAGGAGAGGAAGAAGGUCUAAUGGGUUUUGACUCCAAAGUCAUAGCUCCGUCUGCCGCAGAUUUACCUCCUUUCCUAGGUCUUCAAACCCCGGAAACUCAGUCUCGUGAACGCAUCAUCAACUUCGAUCCUAGAGCAAUCCCGUUAUCAUUUGAUGAUCCAAAAUCUCCGGAUAGAAGGAGCCAAGUCCUAGAUAUGCCAGUCGCAUCAAUUGAUGCAUCAUAUUCACCUAAUGGUAAUGCAUCAUUCGACCAAGGUACCCAUCAAGGUGCUUCGAAUGAUGAGCCAUCAUUCAUAGGACUGUGUAACAGCAUUUCAAGUCCACCAUUAGUUGGCAAAUACUCUGACCAUACCAUCAACAACGACUCUCUAUUCCUAACUUUGUUAGACCAAAAGUGGGAAAGAUUACGACUGAUUGACCCAGUUAAAGCUUUCCUCUUCAAAGCCAUGAAGGCAAAAUCUGAAUCCGUACCUGGAGAUAUUGACGCGGUGUUACCUUCUAUCCAAGAUAGUGAUCUUCCACUGGAGCACAUUCAAAAACUCGUCACGGUUAGCCAAAUCUCUACUCGUGCAAAGAAGGAUAAAAUUGGUGCAGAAAUUGCACAAAAACCAUUUCUCGAUGAUUUUCGCAAGCAAAAGAGAGUUGGUAUUAAGGUUUCUCAACUGGUAGAUUGCUUCAGCAAAGGAAUUCUGUACCUUUAUCCAUUUUUUAUGCCCGAAAUCCAGAAAGGAGGAAAAAACAAGACCGGAUCCAAGAAAUGGUCAGUUGCUCGCCUUAGUGUGCUAUGCACUUUGAUACACUCAUCACAAAGCGCUUUUGAAAAGAAUUUGAAACUCUUAGCCAGAGCAUUUGAGCCUUUCCUACACGAAUUAUCCAAUGAUCUCGACGUUGAAGCCUUGUUGAAGGAAUUAGAUAACCAAGAUCCGCACCCAGAAGGUUUGGAAGAUUCCCGGUACCAGCAUUACAGCAGUGACAAUGAUAAGAUGGAAGAACUCUUCGAAGAGUUCCCUGGAACUUCAUGUUUCCUACAAGGGAAAAUACUUUGCGUUAAGGCUUUUGAAAGUCACUGGACCACGCAACUUGCGCAGAUCACCACGCCAGUUGGACCAAAAGCAACAGUCCAUAUAACUAUUAAAGUGUGGGAUAGCCUUGAGAAUGACCACACUUCAACUUUGGAUUUCCAACGAUGGUUAACCGAAGUUGUUAUGUUAGAAGAAGACCCCAAGACGGUUAAGUGUUCAUUACAAAAAAUGAACUCUAUGCGACAAUCGAACCUCGAUGAUUGUGGAAUCAUUGCCUUGCAUAACGCUAUCGCCACUUACCAUGGUGAAGCUGACACAGAAAUGUUUUCGGAGGAAUGGAGUCGUCAAGAAAGAUACAGAUUUUGCUCCAUGUUUGUGCAACAUGCCAAGAAGUUGUAUAGGGAUAGAAGAGUCUAG
Messenger RNA from Botrytis fragariae, 1656 nucleotides. RefSeq lists its product as uncharacterized. Bases 1 to 1656 code for a protein of 551 amino acids. NCBI's taxonomy places the organism in Eukaryota, Fungi, Ascomycota, Leotiomycetes, Helotiales, Sclerotiniaceae. The record is from RefSeq and is a predicted model, not a curated record. The transcript has 5 exons.